GUCACCGCGCGAAGUUGCGAACCCACCGUGUGAAAAAUGGCUGCUCUGCUGCAAGUUACAUCAAAACAAGUCUGCGGCUCGAAUCGAAUUUUGCUUGAAAACCUGCGCAAAUCUUUCACGAAUCCGGCCGUGUGUGCUACCGGAAUCUGCCAGCUAUCGAGUCGGAACUUUUUCUCACGAUCGAAAGAAACACCAUGCUCGUGGAGGAAACACGAUUUACCGGAAUGUGGAAAGCACCACUAUCGCCAUGCGGUAUGGCUAAAUGACGGCAUUAGGGCCGCGAGUACCAAAGCCGGUGCAUCGACGCCGGUGGCGCCCCAACAACCGUCGACGGCUCUAGGAUCGAAUGUGCUCGGUGGCAUCUUCCAGCGGAAAAAGAAGAAAGGUUUCCAUAGUCGUUGUUCCCAUUUGGCGGUACCGCUAGCGACGACGUUGCACACCUGUGCAGCGGCCAGUGGGUGCCACCGUGCCAGUAGUAGCUACGGUCCAUUUCCAAACAGGGCUCCAGCCUUUCCUCUCCCGCCGCGGCAGCAACAACAACUACAACACGAAGCUCAAGAACGGUCAGGGAAGAAGAAUAGCACUCCUCAAACAGAACCAAUACGAACUUGUUUCCAUCUAGGGCACCAUCCGGCCUCGGGGGAGAGCAUCGGUUCCUACGAUGGUCCGGAAAUCACCGCAGUCGACAUGAUUAAAGCGAUGGCGACCUACAUCUGGCCCAAGGACGACGCGAUGGUGCGGAAGAGAGUACUGAUAUCACUGGGUCUGCUGGGCGGAGCCAAGGUGUUGAAUGUAUGUGUGCCUUUCCUGUUCAAGAUGGGCGUGGACAACCUGAGUACGCUGAGCAUGGAUACGGUGCCGGAGGCGGCAGCUUCGAUGACGGUUGCCGUUCUUCUCGGAUACGGUAUUGCCCGAGCGGGAGCAGCCGGUUUCAACGAGCUCCGCAAUGCCGUGUUUGCGAGGGUGGCUCAACAUUCAAUCAGGAAAAUCGCCACCAAUGUGUUUCUCCAUCUGCACAAUCUGGAUUUGCAGUUCCACUUGAGCAAGCAGACUGGCGCGCUGUCCAAGACAAUUGACCGAGGAUCCCGGGGAAUCAACUUCGUCCUGACGGCCAUGGUGUUCAACAUAGUUCCUACGGUCUUCGAGCUGGCUCUGGUUUCUAGUAUUCUUGGCAUGAAAUGCGGUGCGGCGUACGCGGCUCUCUCGAUGGGCUGCGUCGGAGUGUACAGCGCCUAUACUCUGGCCGUGACCCAGUGGCGUACGAAAUUCCGGGUGUACAUGAAUCAGGCGGAAAACGAAGCGGGUAACAAGGCGGUGGAUUCGCUGAUUAACUAUGAAACGGUUAAGUAUUUCAACAACGAACGGUACGAGGCGCAGCGGUAUGAUGAUGUUCUGAAAAAGUACGAAGCGGCUAGCUUGAAAACCAGCACCAGUUUGGCUUUGUUGAAUUUCGGGCAGAAUGCGAUUUUCAGUGUGGCCUUGAGUACGAUCAUGGUGAUGGCCGCCAAUGAAAUCGUGAAAGGCAACAUGACCGUGGGGGAUUUGGUCAUGGUUAACGGGUUGCUGUUUCAGCUAUCGAUCCCGCUGGGUUUCCUAGGGAGUGUAUAUCGGGAAGUUCGGCAAGCUCUGCUUGAUAUGAGGACAAUGUUCACCUUGAUGGGGGUGGAAAGUGCUAUUCAGACAAAAACGAAUGCUCCUCCGCUACAAGUGUGUCGGGAAACGGCUUCGAUUGAGUUCAAAGACGUUUGCUUCAAAUACAAGCACAGCAACGCCAUUUUCGAUCAGCUUAGCUUUACGAUCCCUGCCGGUAAAAAGGUCGCCAUAGUCGGAGGUUCCGGGUCAGGAAAGUCCUCCAUGGUACGUUUGUUGUACCGGUUCUUCGAACCAACUUCCGGUCAGAUUCUGAUCAACGGACAGGACAUCCGGGACGUUGACCUGGAUAGCCUGAGGAAAGCGAUUGCCAUCGUACCGCAGGAUUCGGUGCUAUUUCACGACUCCAUCCGCCACAAUAUUCACUACGGAGAUCUGUCCAAGGAUCAAGUGCACGUCGAGGAAGCCGCCCGAAUGGCCGAUUUGCACGAAUCCAUUCAACGGUGGCCGAAGCAGUACGACACCCAGGUCGGCGAGCGUGGCCUUAAAUUGUCCGGUGGGGAAAAACAACGAGUGGCCAUCGCAAGAGCCAUAUUGAAAAAUUCCCCGAUUCUGAUUUUCGACGAAGCGACCUCGAGCCUCGAUUCCAUCACGGAGCAUAAUAUUCUGAAGGCGCUGGGUCGUGCCACGGAACACCGUACCAGCAUUUGCAUUGCCCAUCGCUUGUCGACGGUUAUGGAUGCGGACGAAAUUCUAGUGCUGGAGAAUGGCCGCAUCUGCCAGCGGGGAACCCACGAGCAGCUGCUUCACAGUGGCGGAUUGUAUACUAAGCUGUGGGAUACGCAAAAUCGGUUGUACAUGAGUGGCGAACCAGCAGUUAGGAAAACUGCCGACGAGAAAAGCGAUAGCUAGGCGCCAAGCGCGAAGGGCUUAGUGUUAGACGAUAAGAACUUUAUGAAAAAAGGAUAAUGAAAAAUCAACCACUAUUAUCGUGUAAAUAUCUUAUGGAAUGUUUUAUGUUGUUUUGCCAGCGAGGCUGAGUAGGUAAAUAAAAAUGUUGAACAAAUAUGUAA
This is a messenger RNA of Aedes albopictus (Asian tiger mosquito), 2663 nucleotides long. RefSeq names its product iron-sulfur clusters transporter ABCB7, mitochondrial (gene ABCB7). The coding region runs from base 37 to 2502 and encodes 821 amino acids. Gene Ontology annotation, cellular component: mitochondrial inner membrane. Gene Ontology annotation, molecular function: ABC-type transporter activity; ATP binding; ATP hydrolysis activity. The transcript has 6 exons. Gene Ontology annotation, biological process: transmembrane transport; intracellular iron ion homeostasis. Lineage: Eukaryota; Metazoa; Arthropoda; Insecta; Diptera; Culicidae. The record is from RefSeq and is a predicted model, not a curated record.